Messenger RNA from Fraxinus pennsylvanica, 2001 nucleotides. The record is from the annotation of a GenBank genome assembly. Lineage: Eukaryota; Viridiplantae; Streptophyta; Magnoliopsida; Lamiales; Oleaceae.
AUGAGAAGAGCUUCAUCGAGACUCCUCUCUCACCUCCUCCAACCACCCACCAAAACUUCUUAUUAUAUCCUUUACAGAGACUCCACCACCCACUUUUCUUGCCUCGCCGCUGCCACCACCACCGUCACCACCAAUGAUCGGUCUUUGAGCCACAAGUCACAUUCCCAUCUGAAUUCUUGUUCAAAGACUCCAUCUUUCCUCCCCUCUAGGCCCAAAACAUCUCAGAAUCUGAACACCCUUGUUGACCCAAAUGGCCAAAAUGUCUCUAAGAUGUCCUCAAGACAGAGGAAAAUUAAAGAAAGAUCACAAAUUGAGGAGGCUUUUGAGUCGGCCGAGUCGGCGGACGACAUGCUUGAAGCUUUCAAAGACAUGGAGGCGUCCUUUGAUGAGAGAGAGCUGGGCUUGGCGUGCUUGAAAAUGGGCCUCAAACUUGACCAAGAAGGCGAGGACCCUGAAAAGGCUCUGUCUUUUGCUCAAAGGGCUUUGAAAAUCAUGGAUGAUAAUCAGAAUAAUAGUAAUAAAUCGUCUUUGCCUCUUGCCAUGACUUUACAAUUGUUGGGUUCUGCUUCUUACAGUCUAAACAGGUUUAAUGAUAGUUUGGGGUAUUUGAAUAGGGCUCAUAGAGUGUUGAGCAAGAUAGAGCAGGAGGGUUCCUGUAGUGCUAAUGAUAUAAGGCCUGUUUUACAUGCUGUUCAGUUUGAAUUGUAUAAUACUAAGACGGCAAUGGGUAGGAGAGAGGAGGCUAUUGGUAAUCUUAGGAAGUCUUUAGAGAUUAAAGAAAUGACUUUGGAAGAAGAUAGUAGAGAACUUGGCAAGGCCAAUAGGGAUGUAGCAGAGGCAUAUGUUGCUGUUUUGAAUUUUAAGGAGGCACUUCCAUUUUGUUUGAAGGCAAUGGAAAUACAUAAAACGCAGUUGGGGCAUAACUCGGUGGAGGUUGCCCAUGAUAGGCGGCUUCUUGGAGUUAUUUAUACUGGAUUAGAGGAGCAUGAGAAGGCGCUGGAACAAAAUCAAUUAUCACAAAGGGUCUUGAAGAACUGGGGUCGUAGUUCAGAUUUGCUACGUGCAGAGAUUGAUGCUGCCAAUAUGCAAAUUGCCUUGGGGAGGUAUGACGAGGCUAUUAAUACUUUGAAGGCCGUUGUUCAGCAGACUGACAAAGAGAGUGAGGAUCGAGCUUUGAUCUUCAUUUCCAUGGCCAAAGCUUUGUGUAAUCAGGAGAAGUUUGCAGACUCAAAGAGGUGCCUCGAGAUUUCCUGUGGAAUUCUAGACAAGAAAGAAAGUUCUUCUCCUCUCAAUGUCGCUGAGGCAUUUAUGGAGAUUUCUAUGCAGUAUGAGACAAUGAAUGAAUUUGAAACUGCAAUCUCCUUGCUAAAGAGAACAAUGGCAAUGCUUGAGAAACUGCCUCAAGAACAACAUUCAGUGGGAAGUGUUUCUGCUAGAAUUGGUUGGUUGCUUCUGUUGACAGGCAAGGUGGAAGAGGCAAUUCCUUACUUGGAAGAUGCUGCAGAAAGAUUAAAAGAGAGUUUUGGUUCCAAGCAUUUUGGAGUGGGUUAUGUUUAUAAUAACUUAGGAGCAGCUUAUUUAGAAUUAGAGAGACCACAAUCAGCUGCUCAGGUGUUUGCAUAUGCGAAAGAUAUCAUGGAUGUUUCUCUAGGUCCUCAUCAUGCGGAUUCGAUAGAAGCGUGUCAGAACCUUUCAAAAGCAUAUGCUGCGAUGGGAAGCUAUCCACUUGCAAUUAACUUCCAGGAGAAGGUAGUCGAAGCUUGGGAGGGCCAUGGACCAAGUGCUCAAGAUGAACUCAAAGAAGCUAUUCGAGUUCUUGAACAAUUAAAGUCAAAAGCUCGCGGUUCAUCUUCAGAGUCUCUUAUGAAGGCCUUGCCUUUGCCCCGUGAAAGUGAAGGUCUCUCUGGGAGGAAUCUGAAGUCUCAUGUUUCAUUCAAGGAAAGUUAUUCUUCAAGACCAGUGGAUUGCUGUUCUGCCUCUUCCCCAUGCAUUUCUGUCUAA